Fusarium venenatum is the source of this 5007-nucleotide messenger RNA. RefSeq lists its product as uncharacterized. Gene Ontology annotation, molecular function: zinc ion binding. Gene Ontology annotation, cellular component: endoplasmic reticulum membrane. The record is from RefSeq and is a predicted model, not a curated record. NCBI's taxonomy places the organism in Eukaryota, Fungi, Ascomycota, Sordariomycetes, Hypocreales, Nectriaceae.
AUGGAAGACCCAACUUCGAUCCCAAAGGCUAAGAGCCAUACCCGUAAUUCGACUCGAUCCGACGACUUUCCACAGCCAUCCGAUGGCGCCCCUGGUAUUUGUCGAAUAUGUCGAGGUGAAGGAACACCAGAGGAACCAUUGUUCUACCCGUGCAAGUGCAGCGGUAGUAUCAAAUAUGUCCAUCAAGAUUGUUUGAUGGAAUGGCUCUCUCAUUCACAAAAAAAGUAUUGUGAGCUUUGCAAGACAUCCUUCCGUUUCACCAAGCUAUACGCACCCGACAUGCCCCAAUCUCUGCCCGUGCACAUCUUUAUUGGACACAUGGCAAGAUAUCUGUUGCAGAAUGUUCUCGUAUGGCUUCGUGGAGCUUUGGCCAUUAGUGUUUGGCUGUGCUGGUUGCCGUAUUUUAUGAGAACCGUAUGGUCCUUCAUGUUCUGGAUCAGCGAUGAAGGGUUCGGCAACUCUGCGGCGUCUCACGCCAAUGCAACCUUAUCAAGCACUGAAGUUCAAAUGGCCUCAGCUCUGGAUGCCGAUACAUGCCCUUCGAGCCCCUUAUUUGCGCCCACGACGACCUCGGCGGCUGCCAAGGCGUUAUUCGAUGGCCUGUCAGAUCAGAAUAUCAGCGAUUUCCUUGUCCGAGUUUUCCUGGGAAGCUGGGGUUUGUCUAGCAAGCCCGACCGACCGGAUGCAUCUCUUGAAUCCGCCAACACGACUACUUCUGGAUCUGCGUCUAUACCGCCAACAUUGCUUGGAGAAGUAUCCUUCUUGAACAAUCUUACUCGCAAUCCCACAAUCAAUCGAGCAGUAAUUUCGAUUCUUGAAGGCCAGAUAAUCACUAUUCUAGUCAUAGUAUGCUUUAUUUUGGUCAUACUGGUACGGGAUUAUGUGGUCCAGCAACAACCGGAGAUGAACAUGCGUGCAGCAUUCGUAGCUCCCGAAAACCCUUUGGCGCAACAAGAACCAAUGCUAGUUCGACCUGAGGAUGUGGAAGAUCUACCUGGCCCGGACGAAUCGGAUGAUGAAACCCUCGAUACUGGAGAACCCAUUGCGACCGCCAACGAUGUCGACUUUGCUGUCGAGGUUCAGGCCGAAACACGACGACGCAGGCGAACAAACUCUGAGCUUGUACCUCCUGAGGGUCUUGCAACCGGAUAUGCCGAAGCAGAUACUGCUGGAGCCCAUCUUCCCACAGAUAUCAGCCCCGCCGAGGAACGUGCUAGUGUCUACGAUUAUCUACGUAUCUAUCGCCAAGCCAACGGUGACCAUGAAAGGAUUCUAGAGAUCAUCCACGAAGAAGGGCUUGAAAGGAAAUUGUCAUACUGGGUUGAUGUCACUCGCCGGGCUCUUCGAGAAGGAGAUGAUACUCCUGGUAUCAAUGUCCAUGGUACAGAAUCCAUUCGAGGGCGUGCAGGGAGCUUUGGUUCAACUGCUGCCAGCUCCUCCCGAAAUGCCUUCACACCUGGCUCCGAUGAAUCUCACACACCAAUGGAUGCACAUGCCGAACAUUCCUCCUCCAAAGGCAAGGAAAGAGAACAGGCGCCAUUUCUUCCUGACUCAGAAUUUGAUUCGGCCCCUAUUGGAUCGUUGACAAGUCUUUCCCGACCUCGAGCUGUCUCGGAUGGCCCUCAACUACAGGAUUCUGUAAACCCAUUAGCCAACAAUAGCUGGUCGUUUGCUGGAUUGCCCCCUAUAGUUCAAGAUGAGCCGCCAUCUGAUGAGCACCGUCAUGCAUCAAUUUUCGCACCUGAACAGAGCGAGAAAUUGAUUCAUGAUGUAGGGGUUGAAGCUGGUCCUUCUAGCUGGCCUGAUGCCUCCCUUGAUGAGAGAGAUGUCCCCGAAACUGAACCGUCAGAACCGCUUCGAUCGGAACUUCAAAGACCUCAACAAGUCAACACUGUCCCAGCAGUCGAAGAUGACCGACCUCCUGGCUUGGUCAACCGAGUGACAGAUUUCAUGUGGGGUGAUCUGGAUGAUGUUCAACAAGAUAUACAACGUGCAACGACAGUUGGGGCUGCGGCUACCGACGUCGCCGCCCAACUUGAUGAUACUGAUGGCUGGGAAACCGAGCUUGAAGAUCUUCAUCCAGAGGUCCCACCUCCUGAGCUUGGUGUAGCCGAGAAUCCCGAAGAGCCUGAGGAUAUGGGUGAUGCCCCCGGUGCGGGAAUUGACCAAGAAGCCAUGGAAGACCUCGAAGAUUUCGAAGGCGUUAUGGAGCUCAUUGGUAUGCGCGGUCCUGUCGCCGGACUCUUCCAGAAUUCCAUCUUCUGUGCGGUUCUCGUCUCUGUGGCAAUCUUUGCUUGCAUUUUUGUCCCCUACAAUUUCGGACGUGUCAGUGUCUGGAUUCUUGCCAACCCCAUGCGCCUCCUCCGCUUGGUAUUCGAGUUCUCAAAGCUCUUGCAAGACGCAGCUGUUAUGGCAGUUGGAUUCGGUCUAUGGGUUGUCAUUAACCUUGUCGACAUGUUUACCGGUAUCAUUGGAGGUUUUAUUGGCGCCAAAGUCCUGUUGGCGAGGAAGGCCUCAUGGGCCCUCUGGACCAGUGCUGGUUCACGAGUUCUGGACUACACUUUUAUGGAAUUUCCCAUGUCUGCUGCAGAGAUGCAAAACUUUUCCGCCAUCAGCCACAGUGCACUCCUUUCGGUCAAAAGCAACAUUGGCACACUCUUUACAAUUGUGAGCAAAGCCUUGGGCUUUAUCCUUGGCGGUCACUUCCUGAACAGCGACUUGUCCAUGGAAACCAUCACCUUGGUAGCCAAUACUGCCUGGGCCCAGAUGGUUGCUCUUUCGUCUGCGCUAUUGAACCCAAACUCAUGGGUUAUCAAUCUUGGCGAGUCUGAAGGACCUCUCAUCGUCAACCCCGAGCUGGCCCACUGGUCCGGACUGGACCGAUUCUGGGCUAUUUCAUCAGGCUACGCAACAAUCUUUUUCUUGGGUGCACUUUAUCUCAGACGUGGAAGCCCAUUCUCUCGAGGACACAUCCUGCAAGCCUGGGAAGCUGGUAUCAUUGAUACUCUGCAUCAAGCAAGCGGCAUUAUGAAAGUCAUCAUGAUUAUUAGUAUUGAGAUGCUUGUGUUUCCCCUUUACUGUGGACUUCUCCUGGACGGCGCUCUGCUUCCCCUGUUUGAGAACACGACCUUUAAGUCUCGACUCCUUUUCACCUACAACUAUCCCCUUACUUCGGUAUUUGUCCACUGGUUCGUUGGUACUGGAUACAUGUUCCAUUUCGCACUCUUUGUAUCGAUGUGUCGUAAGAUAAUGCGUCAGGGUGUUCUCUAUUUCAUUCGCGAUCCAGAUGAUCCCGAGUUCCACCCCGUGCGCGAUGUUCUUGAGAGAAACCUCACCACUCAACUAAGGAAAAUUCUCUUCUCGGCCUUUGUAUACGGUGCACUAGUCAUCGUUUGCCUGGGAGGUGUUGUGUGGGGUCUCUCAUGGGCAGUCCCUGGAGUUCUUCCAGUCCACUACUCGUCUAACGAACCAGUGCUCGAAUUUCCAGUGGACCUCUUGUUCUACAACUUCCUCAUGCCGCUUGCUGUCAACUUCUUCAAACCAGGAGACGGACUCCACGCCAUGUACACAUGGUGGUUCAGAACCUGCGCCAGAGGCUUGCGACUCACUUAUUUCCUCUUUGGUGAGAGGAAGAUUGAUGAAGAAGGAAGCCUGCAGCUUGGAAAUCCCGCCGGACACCAAGAACUCCCCUGGUACCAGACCUUGUUCCUGGAGUUGAAUAACAGAUACAAUGUUGUUCCCAAGACAUGGACCGACUUUUUCGAUGGCGGCGAUGCCAAGCCAAGGACACCUCUCAACAACAGUGAAAUCCGCUCGCUUACUCGCCACAAGAACCACCUGAAAGAGGCGAACCAACUCGUCGAAAGUGGGCAUUUCGUUCGGGCGCCUGCCUCGGAUCGUGUGAAAAUCCCCAAGGGUAGAAAGGUUUUCCUUGAAGUCGACGAAAAUGGCCAAAGGAGUGACGGGCAAGACGAUGCCGAUCUUUACGCCAGCAACCAGUACCAGAUGGUAUAUGUACCACCACACUUCCGGGCGAGAAUAUUCCUUUUCAUCUUUUUUAUUUGGAUCUUUGCGGCAGUUACAGGCGUCGGCUUCACCAUCAUUCCGUUAGUGUUUGGCCGACGAAUGUUCAAGAUGUUGAUCCCGCAGCACAUCCGAACGAACGACAUCUACGCAUUUAGUAUUGGUGUUUAUUUACUGGGCACUGCAGCUUAUCUGGUCUUUCACCUUCGCAGUGUGUGGACAAAGAUCCAAGACGGCUUCUCAGCUGUCCGUGCGUCCCUCACUGCUGGUAGACUUGAGCGCCGGACCGCUGCGGUUUUGUUGCAAGGAGUUAAACUGGUAUACGCCUACUUUUUCCUAUACAUUGUUUUCCCGCUGCUGGUCUCGGGACUUAUGGAGCUAUAUCUUGUACUACCUUUGCACACCUACAUGCACCCCCCUACAGCAGAGUCCGUUCAGGCAUCAAGAGCAGGAGGCCCUGAAGCAAGCCGUCAUACAGUUCGCGUCAUCCAAGCCUGGACACUUGGCUUGCUCUACUUGAAGCUCGCAGCUCGAAUGGUUACAGCCAUGUUCCCGGAUAGCCGCCUUGCUCUAGCUGUUAGGACCAUAACGCGAGGCGGCUGGAUGCGACCCGAUACUGGUGUUUUGACACGAGCUUUCAUCCUCCCUGGCCUGGCGAUUGCUGGUGCAGCCAUCUUUGGACCUCCAGCAAUUGCUGGCACUUUCAUCAAAUAUAAUUUGAUUCAGGGCACUCAGCCUGGAGAGAAUGAACUGGCGGAGGCUGCACGACUUGCAAUUAUAUAUCGACACUCUUACCCAGCCGUGGCGCUAUUUGCGCUACUGAUCAAGAAUACAAUUGGGUUGGUCAAGGUGUUUAACGGUUGGACCGCUCGCAUCCGCGAUGAGGCCUACCUCAUUGGGGAAAGGCUGCAUAAUUUUGGUGCCGCUGCUGCAGGAGCGGGAAGGGUUAGAGGUGCAUGGAGAGCGGGAGGGGCAAGACUAUGA